UAUAUCAAGUUCUCCUCGUCUCUUGCUCGAUGUCUCUUGCAAGUUGCAUUUCUUCUUGUGUUGCAUUCGGACCCCGAAACACAAGAUGCAGCUCCUCGGUCUUGCCAUUGUCACUGCUUUUGCUGCCCGAGUGAUAGCAGCACCCUUCCCAGAAAACCAUGUCGUGCAUGAACGUCGUGACUAUGUUCCCAAGGCAUGGAUCAAGCGCGAUAGGCUGAGUGCUGAUGUUGAACUCCCUGUGCGUGUCGGUAUGACCCAGCGCAACCUCGAGAAUGGCUAUGAUCUUCUACUAGAAGUUUCCAAGCACGAUUCUCCCAGAUAUGGCCAGCAUUAUUCAGCAGAGGAGGUUGCUGAUAUCUUUGCGCCAUCUCAAUCGACCGUGGAUGCGGUUCGUGACUGGCUUCUAUCCGCAGGUAUUCCUGCGGAAAGAAUCUCGCAGUCGGUCAAUAAGCAAUGGAUGCAGUUUGACGCUGCAGCCGGUGAACUGGAAUCUUUGCUGAAAACCGAGUACCACGUCUAUGAACACUCUGGCACUGGUCAAUCAACUGUUGCCUGUGACAGUUACCAUGUUCCUUCCCAUAUUCAACAGCAUGUCGAUUAUAUCACUCCUGGCAUUAAACUCUUUGCGCCUAGUCGAGGUCAAUCGGGUCUCGAGAAGCGCACUUUUGGUGUCACCAGUGGAAAAGGCCAAGCGGGCACUCUCCCGCCUUUAAAAAAGACACUGGGAAUGACCAUCGAGGAGCUUCUUGCUUAUCCUGAGCUCGCUGUUUGCGAUAUAGCCAUUACUCCUGCUUGUGUCGCAGCAUUGUAUAAUGUUACUGCCGGGAGCAAAGCUGCUCCAGGUAACGAGCUUGGUAUCUUCGAAGACCUCGGGGAUUACGUUAGCCAGACGGAUUUGAAUCUGUUCUUUGCGACCUUUGCUCAACGCAUCCCACCUGGCACGGCUCCAAUCUUUAAAGGUAUUGAUGGCGCCGCGAUACCAGCAAACAACGAGUUCAAUGCUGGAGGCGAGUCCGAUCUGGACUUCCAGAUCUCAUACCCUCUGAUCUACCCUCAAAACAGCGUCCUCUUUCAAACCGACGAUCCAGUAUACGAGGCCCAGUAUACUUACCAGGGUUUCCUGAACAAUUUCUUAGAUGCCCUUGACGGUUCUUACUGCAGCUCUAUUGAUCCUCUAGACCCACCAUACCCAGAUACGCAAUCUGGUGGAUACAAGGGAUCUCUGCAGUGUGGCGUUUACAAGCCUACCAAUGUUAUCUCGAUCUCUUAUGGUGGCCAAGAGGCAGAUCUCCCUGAAGCAUACCAAACGCGCCAAUGCAAUGAGUUCAUGAAGCUUGGGAUGCAAGGUGUAUCAGUUAUCCUAGCUUCAGGUGAUAGUGGAGUUGCUGGCCCAUCUGGUUGUCUCGGAACAGGUCAAAUAUUCAGUCCUGAUUUUCCAGCUAGCUGCCCUUAUCUCACGGCAGUAGGAGCAACGUAUCUUCCCUCUGGCGCAAAUGUCAAGACGGAUUCAGAGGUUGCUGUUUCUCGCUUCGGAUCUGGGGGUGGCUUCUCAAACAUAUACGCCAUGCCAAGCUACCAGAGUGCCGCUGUGAAUGAAUACCUUACCAACAGUCCUCCUCCAUACCCAUCUUACUCCACCACCAAUAACGAAAACAUUGGCGCAAACGGCGGCAUCUUCAACCGCGCAGGCAGAGGAUACCCCGAUGUCAGCGCUAUUGGUGAUAACGUUGUCAUCUUCAACAAUGUAGCCCCAACCCUUAUUGGUGGUACCUCUGCUGCCGCUCCUGCCUUUGCUUCGAUUCUCAACCUCAUUAAUGAAGAGCGAAUUGCCGCCAACAAGUCCACAGUUGGAUUUGUCAACCCGACUCUGUACGCAAACCCACAGGUCCUCCACGACAUCACAUCAGGUACGAACCCUGGGUGCAACACAACUGGUUUCUCUGCGUCAGCAGGGUGGGACCCCGUGACGGGCUUGGGUACGCCUAACUACCCCAAGAUGCUGGAGCUAUUCAUGAGUCUGGAUUGAAUUGAUUAAUUAUGUGUUGGUUUUAUCUACGGCCUAUUAUCUUCUGGUGGGAAUAAUGUCAAGAUGUUAAUGAUGUAAGAUACCUUUAAUGAUGCCGAAACGAUGUACAUAACAUUUUGUCUGGGCCAUCUGAUACCUAGUGUUUAUUGGUACUAUAACAGAGAAUGAACAUUGUUUGCAACUGAGUUGCGAACUGAAAUCAAGAC
Messenger RNA from Amorphotheca resinae ATCC 22711, 2232 nucleotides. RefSeq lists its product as hypothetical. Gene Ontology annotation, molecular function: tripeptidyl-peptidase activity; serine-type endopeptidase activity. Gene Ontology annotation, biological process: proteolysis. Bases 86 to 2026 code for a protein of 646 amino acids. The record is from RefSeq and is a predicted model, not a curated record. NCBI's taxonomy places the organism in Eukaryota, Fungi, Ascomycota, Leotiomycetes, Helotiales, Amorphothecaceae. The transcript is spliced from 8 exons.